This is a messenger RNA of Mus musculus (house mouse), 804 nucleotides long. It is a transcript of the gene Speer4a3, whose product is annotated as spermatogenesis associated glutamate (E)-rich protein 4A3. The record is from RefSeq and is marked inferred. Bases 1 to 804 code for a protein of 267 amino acids. NCBI's taxonomy places the organism in Eukaryota, Metazoa, Chordata, Mammalia, Rodentia, Muridae. The transcript has 5 exons.
AUGGCCUUGUUUGCCCGACUCUGCAGACUUUUUCAGAGAGCCAAUGUGGAAGGGAGAGAGACCAGAGAGGGGAGGAAGGAUGCUGACCUUCCAUCUGAGAGGAAUGAAGGACAAAGGAGGUGGACUUGGCGAAUGUGGAUGGCUCACAGACAGAAAACAUCACCUGUACCUGUCACAAGCAAAAAGCAGUUUGAGAAGGAAGAGAAGGAGCUGAUCAAAAAGAUCCAGCUCACUACCGAGGAGACAAAUGAGCUGAGAGAUCGCCUGAUCUACGUGACCAAGGGAUCCAUGAACAAGAGGCCCUACCACAGGCAAACUCGACAUUAUAAAGAACUGAAAUUAAAGGAGAAGGAGAUCAUGACAUAUCUACACAUCUUAGAGAUGGAGAACAUGGAGGCCCGAGAGAACAAGCAGGAGCUCAAGAAGGAGAAAAAUUUCUAUCGUAACCUGCACACCCGGAUCCUGCUGGAGGAGAAUCUUAUAAAGAAGAAGUUGGCGAUAUUGCAGCAGGAGAGCAAGGAAAUACAUGCUGAUUGGGCCAUCAUUCAACAACGUUUGGUGGAGUUGAACCUGAGUGGUAAAGACGAACAGGAGAAGACCAGCAACCUGGAGACUCAAGAACAUCAGGUCUCAGAAGCUGCAAGAGAGCUGGGAUUGGCCACAGCUGAAGAAGACAGCAUCUUGCAGAAUGAGUUGCCAUGCCAGGAGGCCCCUGCUGAGCACCAUCCCCAGCACCCACCAUCUUCCUCAGAUGAAUCUUCCUCAGAUGAAUCUUCUUAUAGCACAUGUCCUGAGUGGGAAUAG